This is a messenger RNA of Helicoverpa armigera (cotton bollworm), 1253 nucleotides long. RefSeq names its product arylalkylamine N-acetyltransferase 1 (gene Aanat). NCBI's taxonomy places the organism in Eukaryota, Metazoa, Arthropoda, Insecta, Lepidoptera, Noctuidae. The record is from RefSeq and is a predicted model, not a curated record. The transcript has 6 exons. Bases 132 to 911 code for a protein of 259 amino acids. Gene Ontology annotation, molecular function: N-acetyltransferase activity.
CGAGUUUCGCAACCAUUCGAAUUUGGAAUCUCGGCGCGAGGGACGCUGGGACACGGAACGCACCCGUAUUUGCGCGCGAAAAGUGACAGAUCUAAUUGUUCUAUUUUUACGUACGUUCUUAAUUAAUAAUUAUGGCUCUCACAAGUGCUAGAAAUAUUGUGAAUUUGAAAGAAAAAGGACAUUUCGAACGGGAAAAUGCGAGGAUCGAUAAAUAUACGCUUGCUGACAAACUUCCAGAGCAAGUGGCAGAGCGAGGCAUUCAGAAGAAGAUCGAACCCGCAUACCACAUCCAGACAAUCAGUCCUAAGGAUAAGGAGCGUACCCUUGAGUUCCUCAGAAGAUUCUUCUUCCGCGAUGAGCCGAUGAACGUAGCGGUGAAGCUCAUAGAGUCUCCAACCAGUCGGUGUCAUGAACUAGAAGAGUAUGCAGCCAGCUCGCUAGACCAAGGAGUAUCAGUGGCCGCUGUCGAUGACAAUGGAGAAUUCGUCGGAGUUAUCAUAAACGCACUUGUUCACAGAACGGACGAAGAAGAACCAGACAAAGUAGAGAGUUGCCCAAACGAGAAGUUCAGGCGCAUCCUUCGAGUCCUCCAGCAUUUGAACGAUGAAGCCCGCAUUUGGGAGAAGGUUCCAGAAUCCUGCAAGUCUAUGUUAGAAGUGAGGAUCGCGUCCACACACUCUGAGUGGCGAGGGCGACGGAUUAUGAAGGUCUUGGCUGAGGAGUCAGAACGCAUCGCUAAACAAAAUGGCGCUGGCGCCAUUCGCAUGGACACAACUUCGGCUUUCUCGGCCCGCGCGGCUGAAAGACUUGGAUACAAGAGCGUUUACUCCAUCUUGUACGCGGAUAUUCCUGACGGCCCGCAGCCCGAAGCCCCGCACUUCGAAGCUAGCGUCUACAUCAAAGAUUUGUAAGACUCUGCAAGAAGAAAAUUCACAUCGUCAAUAUUUAAUAUACUAUGGUGUCGAGAUCAAUUAGAUAAAAACUACUUAUUCACCUUACUAUGCUCGAUUUUACUCAAACACAAAAAUUGUAGCAGUAGUUAAAGGUAGUAUGUGUAUGAAAAUAAUAAAAUUAUAUAAUGACAUGUAUAAUUUGUACCUGGUAAGUUUAAGGCUCAUGAAAAUGUGUUGUUUUGUACUUUGACGCGUUUUUAGAAUGAUCAUAGAUCGAUGGAAAAUAAUGUAUCGAUGAGGCAGGGUAUGUAAUUGCUUUGCUGUUUGAAAAUAUAAGAGAAACUGCACAUGGAUUGUAAC